Molecule: messenger RNA, 2048 nt
Organism: Agelaius phoeniceus (red-winged blackbird)
Lineage: Eukaryota; Metazoa; Chordata; Aves; Passeriformes; Icteridae
Gene: IFNGR2
Product: interferon gamma receptor 2
Biological process (GO): cytokine-mediated signaling pathway
Cellular component (GO): plasma membrane
Molecular function (GO): cytokine receptor activity; protein binding
Source: RefSeq, a predicted model, not a curated record
GUGCGGCCGCCGCAGCCCAGCCCGGCCCGGCCCGGCCCAGCCCGGCCCGGCCGCGCUCGGGGGGACCCGCGGCCGAGCGGGGCCAUGCGGGGCCGGGCUCCGCUCCGCUCCCUCCCGCUCCUGUUGCUGCUCCUGCUGCUCCUGCUCCUGCUGCUGGGCUCGGCCGCAGAAACUCCUCCUUAUUUACCAGCCCCCAAAAAUGUGGAGGUUUAUUCCUACAACUUCCAGAGUUUGCUGAGGUGGUCUCCUGUUCCAGUGGAGAAUGGCACAGUGCUAUACACAGCCCAGUACAGAACAUGGUCCUACAGGAACUGGAGUGAUCUGGGCUGUGCCAAGAGCCCCCAGCCCCAGUGCAGGUUCCCCCCCGAGCUGCAGCGGCGGCGCUGGACGAUCCUGCUGCGGGUGCGCGCGGAGCUGGGCACGCUGGCAUCGGCCUGGGCACACUGCCCUGCCUUCGUGGCAGAGAGGAACACCACUCUGGGCCCCCCCAGGGUGAACAAUGUCAGUGCCAGCCCUGGCUCUCUGCUCAUCAGUGUCAGCCCCCCCUUCCCACCCGAGCCUGGGGACAUCCUCCAGUACCUCGUGUCCUACUGGGACAACACCACCAGUGCCACAGAAAAGCAGAAGCUAAGUGAAAGCAAGACACUAUUCCAAAUUGGAAAUCUGAAGGAGUCAACACUUUAUUGCUUCAGUGUUCAAGUGCAGCUGAGGAUUUACUCAGGUCACCUGCUGGAAGGGGAGCCAAGUGUCCCACAGUGCCACAGAACUGCCCUCAGUGAGGCAACCCGAGCUGGUUACAUCAUCCCCCUGUUUGUCCUGGCCUUGGUGCUUGCCCAGCUGGUGGCAGCUGCUUUGCUGUUCCUGUGGAAACACCAGCACAAAUUCAAACACUGGGCUCAGCCCCCUCUGGAAAUCCCAUCCCACUUCAAGGAGUUCCUGAGGGACCCUGGCCUGGCUGACCUGGAGGAGCUCAGUCCUGCUGAGGAGGAGCCCCAGGCCCUUGUGCUUGGAGAGGGACCCGGCCAGGAGGGUGAGGAUCCUUCACCCAACACCUGCAGGGACAGGGCAGCCACUGCAGGGCCACCCCUGUGAGUGUCACCUGCCCUGGACUGCCCAGAGGCUGCUGCCAGGACAGUCCUGAACAGAGGAACAGAGCCUGGGAUCACAGGAGAAUCCCGAACAGGAACCCCUGGGAUCACAGGAAAAUCCCUUGGGAUUACAGGACAAUCUCUGGGAUCACAGGAGAAUCCUGAACAGGAACCCCUGGGAUCACAGGACCGUCUCUGAAAUCACAGGACCAUCCCCUGGGAUUACAGGACCAUCCCUGGGAUUACACGACCUCCCUGGGAUCACUGGACAAUCCCUGGGAUCACAGGACCAUCCCUGGGAUCACUGGACCAUCCUGAACCCAGACCCUGAUGCUCCAGGGGCCUCUGCCCAGCUCCUCACCGUGCCAGAAGCACUGGGAAGGGGAAGGGGAAGGGCAGGAACACUAAAUUGCCUGAAGCCAGGUGAUUGAAAGGGGUGAAUUCCCACCCCAGCUUGGAGGAAUAACUGCACUUUAUUGAUGUGGGGUGACCUGGGAAUUUUCAGGGAGUGGAAAGCUGCAAGGUGAAUUCCAUUCACACUGCUUGGUUUCUGUUGGCAAUAACAUUCCCAUCAUCCCCACCCCAGUCUGCUUUCCUGAAUCAUUUUAAGUGCAGGACAAACUAAAGAGGAGUUUGUGGGUACUUUCCUGAGGUGCAGCUGUGCCAAGAGCCCCUCCCAGAGAGGUCUGUUCUUAUCUGCCUGCUCCCACCCUCCUGAAGCUUUAAUCUGCUGCUGCAGCCAGGCCAGGGCCCUGCACACCACAAAGGACCUGAGAGGAAUUUUACUCUUUUUCCAACAUUAUCAGUCCCUGUCAGACACUAAAACCUCUUGCUGAGCGCCAGCAGAAGUUGACUGAGAAGUUCUGGUUUUAGUGCCUUAAAGCAGAAGAGCCCAAGUUAACCCCCCCAUCACCCCCUGUGGGGUCUGGAGUGUCCAAUAAAGCACAAAGAAUAAGUGAA